This is a messenger RNA of Drosophila kikkawai, 1310 nucleotides long. The record is from RefSeq and is a predicted model, not a curated record. NCBI's taxonomy places the organism in Eukaryota, Metazoa, Arthropoda, Insecta, Diptera, Drosophilidae.
AGAUUUGGACGACAAUUUGGACGAAUUGGUGGCUUAGCUGUGAACGCCACGACGCACCCUCCCAUCCAGUGAUGCCUCCUGGUCAUCUCGGGGCAUCACCCAUUCUCCGGCGGACCGGAGUCUAUUCCAGGCGGUCUGGCGACCGACUCAUCCCCCCCAGAUUUACUUGUACAUGGCAGGGUACGUGCCUCCCAAUCCCUCACCGUGGUCGCGACCCUAGCCAGAGAUGCGCUCGCGCCAAGGCUGCCGCCAAAGGAUCAAAAGAAGUGGCCAAGGAGAAAUGGCCAACGACACACCGGCCGACAAAUUACUUUAAGUACCCCUUUCCUACCUCGGGUCCCUACUGGAGCUCCAAAAGAAACCACAAGGCACUUGUGUUGCACAAAUCCCGGACACAAGGCACGAAUACGCGGAGAAAAAGGUACGGCGACAAGUGACACAGAAUACAACAAAAACAGAUAACUUAAAUAUUAUUAUUUUAUUUUUUUAUAUAUUUCCGGCGACUGAGAACGAUGGCCAGAAUGGGGCAGACGAAGCCCAGGAUUGGUGACUAGCGGAAUUCGGCCAGGACUAGCAGCAAAAAAUGUAGGCCCUACAAGCGGCAUGAAUCCUCCGACCACUUAGGUUAGGGCCGGCCGAUUUUGGGAUUGGAACGGACUCACCGCUGUCCUCCAGUUUCCGUCGGUUGCUCCCGAUUUCGCCUGAUGGCGGCUUGUGCUGGCGGCCGCUGGCGCCCAAGAGUGCGGGGACCGGAUGCUCGUGCAGGUGUUCCUGGGAAUGAGGGGCUCGCCCAGACCAAACUCCACCGAACGCUCGGAGACGUGAAUGCACCAACACAGGGAAACAAAAAAAAAAAAACCCGUGGCCCGUGCUAUUCGUCACGGCCACGCUGUAAGGAAAAACAUAUAUCCUUUUUAAUAAUGACUAUAGAUUUUUUUUUCUUCGCGCCACUUCCCUCACGUUUUCUAUUUUUUUCCUUUUUUAAAUCACUAGAGCCCCAACGUUACCGCGCCGGCUGACAUCCCGCUAAUCUUUCCCUCUUUCUGUCUCCUGCCUCCCUAUAUAGGUUCCGUUGCCCGAGUUCCAAUUUUCGGCUUACCGUAAUCUUGGGCGCUCAGUGCAACGGCCUAGUGCAAAGGGUAAAAACCCUUUCUCUUACUUUUGAUAUUCCCGGUUCGCUCACCAGUCCCUGCCUCCCCCUGUUCCUACCGACCCUACCUCUAUCGAUAUAUCGAUAGCCCUCCAGCCCAUUCCGAUUGAAAAUGCAACACCACCCAAGGAUUUGGAGAGAUGCUACUGGAUUCCGGCGG